CCCAGACAUCCAGAACAGUCGACGAGUGACUUGCGCUGUCCGCCCCAAUGCAGAUCCGGUAGUCUUCAAUCUGACUGUGAGAUAUGCAGGCUUCACUGCUGUAUCUGUGUGCUUUGCUCAUUUACAACAGUGCAGGUGCGGACAUCAAGGACUGUGAAAACAUAGGGAAGAUAUGCGACACGUAUGCAGAGUGCAUGAAACUGCACGACAACUUCACCUGUGCUUGCUUUAGUGGAUACAGUGGAGAUGGAAUCCAUUGUACAGAGAUUGACGAGUGUAACGCUGGUAUUCACACAUGCCACAUAAGAGCACGCUGUGAAAAUACUCCGGGAAGCUACAUCUGUGUGUGCAUGGAUGGCUACUCUGGUGAUGGCCUCCAAUGUGUGGAUAUUAACGAGUGCCAAGCAGGAAAUGGUGGCUGCCACGCUGAUGCAGUUUGCACCAAUAGAGAGGGUGGGCAAGAUUGCCAGUGCAAGCCUGGCUUCAGUGGAAAUGGGUUUCAGUGCACUGAUGAUAACGAAUGCACCACACCAGGCAUCUGCCACUGGAAUGCAACCUGCACCAACAACCCUGGCUCAUAUGUAUGUACGUGUAACGCUGGCUAUAAGGGCAAUGGAAACUAUCUGUGCCUGGACAUUGAUGAGUGUACAGAAACAUCAGGUGUGUGCCCUGCCUCGUUUGGCUUUAGAGGCUGCAGGAACCUGCCAGGAACUUACCGCUGCCUCUGCAACAGUGGCUAUCAAAGCAGUGGGAGAACCUGCGAGGAUAUUAAUGAAUGUGCAAGCAAUACUUGUAGCUCAUUUGCUGACUGUGUGAAUACACCAGGGUCAUAUAGAUGUACUUGUCAGGAUGGCUUUGUGGGGAAUGGCUUGACUUGUGUGGACAUCAACGAAUGUAGUGGAAAGAACGACUGCGACCCCAAUGCAGUGUGCAUCAAUGGGCUGGGCAGCUAUGAAUGCUCUUGUCGCUCUGGCUUCGUGGGAGGUGGGCGCCAAUGUACGGACAUUAACGAGUGCUCAGAAAAUAGCAAGUGCCCAGCCAGUGCAGCCUGUGUUAACACUCCAGGGUCAUUUUACUGUGACUGUGGUCAGGGCUACAUCUUCAAUAAAACACAAUGUCAGGAUCUGGACGAAUGCGCAGUAGGUCGCUGUAGCCAGCAUGCUUCUUGUGCAAACUUCCCUGGCUCCUUCACCUGUGCUUGCUUUCCAGGUUAUGCUGGUGACGGACUAUCCUGUGCAGAUAUAGAUGAAUGCGCUUCAUCUCAGAAAUGCCACCCCAACGCCAUCUGCACCAACUUGCCUGGAAGUUACAACUGUAGCUGCAUGGUGGGCUACACAGGAGAUGGCAUGGCUCGAUGCUCAGAUGUAGAUGAGUGUCUCGUGAAUAAUGGGGGAUGUAGUGUCAAGGCCACUUGUAUCAAUAGCAUGGGAUCCUUCUCCUGUGUCUGCCCCUCUGGAUUUAAUCUAGUCAACCGCACAAUCUGCCAGGACAUUGAUGAAUGCAAGGUGCUGGAAAAGCCAUGUAAAACUAACGAGAAAUGCUUCAACAAAGAAGGUUCUUAUGAGUGCCCUUGUCAGAUUGGAUUUAGUCGACCCACCCAGGGCUCUGAGUGUACUGAUAUUGAUGAGUGUACAGUGAAUCAGCCAUGCCACCGCAAUGCUACCUGUCUCAACUCAGUAGGCUCUUUCACGUGCACCUGCAAGCAUGGAUUUAGUGGAAACGGCACCAAAUGUGAAGACAUCAAUGAAUGCCUAGUAGGUGGUGCAUGUCACCCACGCGCCCUGUGCUUCAAUGUCCCUGGUGACUUCCGCUGUCAAUGCCAAAAGGGCUUUGAAGGAGAUGGAUUCACUUGCACAGACUUAAAUGAAUGUGUGCUCUUAAAUACUACCUGCCCUGACUUCUCAGUCUGCAUUAACUCUCCUGGAGCAUACGUCUGCUCAUGCCUGAAUGGCACAGUAGCAUAUAAUAACAUCUGUGCUGCUCCUAGCCAAGGGUGUAGUCCUCCCUGCCAUCCAUAUGGGCUCUGUCACCGCUCACCUAUGGGAUACCAGUGUGUGUGUGACAUGGGCUUUGAGGGGGAUGGGAGCAUUUGUUCAGACAUCGAUGAGUGUCUAAGUGACAAAGUAUGUCUCAAGAAUGAGACUGAGUGUGUGAACAGCCCAGGCACCUUCUCCUGCAUCUGCAAAAAGGGUUACACUCAAGAUGGAACAGAAUGCAUAGAUGUGAAUGAGUGCACUUCUGGAAGCGAUGACUGCAGUGACUUUGCACAGUGUGUCAACACCAUCGGGAGUCACCUGUGUUUCUGUCUCAGCGGCUUCACUGGUGAUGGAAAGAAUUGCUCUGAGAGCAGACUGUACCCUUUUGGGAAAGAGGUUGGUGAUAAGGAUUUACCCAUGUCAAUGGCGGAUGGAAAUUCUCCAUACAUAACUCCUCCAGUGGGUUUUCCAUUUAUUGGCAAACUCUACGACAGGCUCUUUUUUUCAGACAACGGCCUGGUCCAGUUCCAGACUAUCAGUGAGAAUGAGAAGCUCCUGCUUCCUGCUCCAUUCCCUGAAGGCUUCAAGGGAAAUGAAAGCUUGCCCAUGUUAGCUGUGUUCUGGGACGACGCUGACCUAACGUUAGGAGAGGGAAAACUGUUCUACCAGGAAUAUAACCAGCUGAAUCUGUCAGAUGUUUACUCUCAAAUAGUCUUUAACCGUACAGUGGAUGAGGUGAGUCUGUUUGAGGCCCAGAGAGGAAGACCUGCUUUCACCCCUUCAUGGAUUCUGAAAAUCACAUGGGACCAUGUGCUGCCUGUUUCCUACCAGAAGAUUAAUUUGUCUGAGACAAACACAUUCCAGAGCAUCCUGGCUACAGAUGGAUCUCGCUCGUUUGCUUUACUCCACUACAGUGAUAUGAACUGGGGUCCAGGACAGAGGGUUCACCACAAUGCUCUGAUAGGCUAUACCGAUGGUGUUAACACCUUCCACAAUGAGAUCCCCACACCACCAGAAAACUUGUUUGGUCCAGGUGGGCGUUAUCGGCCUCAGACUGUUGUGGGUAAUAUAGGCCAGCUGGGACAACUUGUUUAUGACCUGACUGGAGCCACAGUGGUCAGCUCUGACUCCCAAAGACAGUGUCAGCUAUGGGCCCUGAAAGAACCAGACCCCAAGGAGUGGGCACUAGGGCUGGCCCCUUGCCCAUGCACCCGCGCCCAGGCACUGGAGGACCCGGGCUUUGGCCCUGAAACACUCCUGGCAGAGAACGGCAUGCGUGUGAAGGAGCUAAGGGGCUUACGCUGGGGUGGAAGUGAAGGUCAAGUGUUUCAGUCCAUUCUCUUCAACAAACAAAGUGCUGGAAAAAGAUGUGUGUAUGACCCGCAGGGCGCUCUGCUGGCUGGAUACAGCGAACGCUACUUUACCACAGACAAGACACAAGAUCAUAUUGAUAAAGAUCUCUUGCCCUUCCAGUGGUGCUGUGUCCAGUCCCCACUGUGCCAUCUCUACCUGGCUAAGAGGCCACUGGACCGGUGUCAGGGUUUUGGCUGGACCAGGAGAGACCCUAACAUUCCUGGGAACAAGGGUGUACCAGGUAUUGGCUUGGCAUAUGGAAGCCUUCAUUUUAUUACAUUUGAUGGAAGUAACUACACCUUCAAGGGCCUAGGAGUGUUCGUGAUUGUGCGUCUGUCCUCAAGUACAGGCUCCAAUGUCUUCACCCUCCAGGGUCAGAGUGCAGUGCUAGAGACCAAUGGCCAGUCCAGAAGAGUGCCUGCACUGGUGCGCAUAGCUGCACACCACCAGGUCUUCGGCAAGGUGGAAUGGAGAUGUUCUGUAUCUGAAGAGAAGCUUACUGUGCUAAUCAAUGAUGUGAAUAUGCCGGUCUCUGCAGGUGUGAUACAUUUAGCCCAGCAAGGCUUCGCAGUGCACUGUUCCACUGUGCAGAGCUGUGCUGCAGUUUAUGAGGGAGGUCUGAAUGUGGUUGUGUGGAAGGGGGAUGCAGGGAGGCUGACUGUUCUGGUGGAGGUCCCUCAGAGCUUCUACAACCGCACUGUGGGCCUUCUGGGCCUCUGGAGCACCAAUACUACUGAUGACUUCCUCCUCUCCAAUGGGCGCCUGCUGUCUUCAUCUGACAACAACCCUCCCUCUGAAGACAAGCUGGCAGUGUUUGGACAAUCAUGGGCAGUCCCUGUUCCGGAGAGUCUCCUGUUCUUCACUCCUCCCCUGACACCCUUCCAGCCUUUGAGCACAGAGGAACUGAUGUCUUCGGUUAGCCCAGUCGCUUUGGCCAGACUUCAGCAGACCUGCCAGGGCAGCCUGCAGUGUAUACUUGACAUCCUGGCCACAGAUAAUACUGGACUGGGUCAGCAGACUUUGCAGGACCAACAGAAAGUCCAAAACCUCGCUGUAACCUUUGGAAACAUGCCGCCAAUGGUGAGCGAGCCACUGAUCAUCCGCUGUAAGGUGAACAGCACUGUAAGAGUGCAGUUUCUAGCCCAGGACGCUAACAGGGAUGCAUUCAGCUUCUCUCUGCUCUUCCCAAGACCACCACAGGCCACCAUAGGCAUUGGUGAUGGUGUUCUGGUUUGGACUCCACUCAACAUUCAGCCUGUACUGCUGACUGUGCAGGUCAGUGAUUACAUGACCAGCUCUCUGCUCAGCCCCAUCCUGCAGCUCUGCAACUGUCUUAAUGGAGGAAGCUGUCAGUAUCAGAGCGUGGCUGAGAACCAUUUGCAGGGAAAGUUUCAGGUUGUGGGGUGUCUAUGCCCAGCAGGUUUCAGUGGCAGAUACUGUGGAAAUAGAACAGACGUGUGUAAAGGCAAACCCUGCUUCCCUGCAGUUGACUGCUUCAGUCAAAGAGAGCCAGACAGCUUCACCUGUGGAGUGUGCCCCCCUCCUACUGUCUCCGAACACAAACAAGGUUACAAGUGCUUUGAGAACGAUUUCUGUCUACCUCCUUUUCCCACCCCCUGUCACAAGAUGGCCAACUGCUACAGCACUGGUUAUAACUACACUUGCAGUUGUAAGCCUGGUUUUAUUGGUGAUGGAAAGGAGUGUACAGAUAUAGAUGAGUGUCAGAAUCCUGCAGCCUGCCCUAACGCCAAGUACGAGUGUGUGAACACACCUGGUUCGUCAUACUGCUCCUGCCGCUACCAGAGCAAUGGGGAGUCUGACGGCUGCGGUGAUUCUGCAAAUCCUACAGGUUGGAACAUUUUCAAUGUAUCCAUGGCCUGGAAUGAUCAAAAGACCGGACAGCAGCGACUAAAACAGUUGGAGCAAAUCCUUUCUAUGGGUUUCCAGAAUAAGUUCUACAAUGUCAGUGUUAUGCCCCCUGACUUAGGACCAAACAGUGGGCUGAGUGAGUACAGAGUCAACGUGUCCAGCGACACUCCUCACUGGUACGUGAAGGAUUACAUGAGCCGGGUCGGACGCUACUAUGGCGUCACAGCAACAUACGUGGAAGACCUAGAUGAGUGCAAAGGCAACGAGACUUUGUGUACUAAGCCAGCUGUUUGUUCCAACACCUAUGGAGGUUACAGAUGUGUAUGUAAUGGCACAGACCUGAAGGAGGCACAGUCUUGCAUUUUAGACAGGGGCAGCCUUAACCACACAAGCUUGGCUGCUGGUAAGAAUCUUGAGGAUAAGAAGCCCCUGAUUCUGGGCCUGGUACUGGGCAUCGGCAUCCCCCUCCUGCUGCUGCUCCUUCUGGCCGCUUUGGCCUGCUUCUGCUGCUCCCGCAGGAAAACCAUCACUGGAGACAUUCCUCACUUAGUACCAGUGUAUGUUCAAGGGCAGUUCAGCUCUCACUUAAACUACGAUGACCCUGCCCUGCACUACAAGUGCCACUGCAGCCCACGUAUCCUUGACAACAUCACACCCCGAUACAUUCAACAUCCGCUCAGCCGUCUGCCUCCUGGAGCUCAUACCUAUCACUGUAAUUGUAACUAAGUGCAAAGCUAAAAAGGUAAACUUUUGUAUCAAAUGUAUAUCAUAUUUAUGGCAUGCUCCUUAAAAACGCAUUCAACCUUAUGAAGCACUGGAUGAGUAAAACACAGGUUGCCCAUUGUAUCACUUUCAAGGUAUCACGGUAUUCUGACACUCACUGUUGCUGUCCAAUAAAGUAUUGAACACUUGUCAUCGUAA
This is a messenger RNA of Pygocentrus nattereri (red-bellied piranha), 6119 nucleotides long. RefSeq names its product mucin-like protein. Gene Ontology annotation, molecular function: calcium ion binding. Gene Ontology annotation, biological process: cell-matrix adhesion. NCBI's taxonomy places the organism in Eukaryota, Metazoa, Chordata, Actinopteri, Characiformes, Serrasalmidae. The coding region runs from base 84 to 5924 and encodes 1946 amino acids. The record is from RefSeq and is a predicted model, not a curated record. The transcript has 24 exons.